AUGAAUGGGCUCCAGAAUCUGGGAGCCCAUAUUUUUAUGGGCCGGCCUGUAUUUUAUUGUAUUAUAUUCUCUGCUAUCAAUACUCAAAAAGAAAAGGAAAAUAUACUCCAGAAUGUAAUCCAGCAGCUUGCUUCCUUUACUCUUCUUUUUUGCAGCUUUUAUUAUUUGAGGCCAUCCACCUUACCAAACUUGGAAGGAACUUCGCUGGCUCCUGCUGAUCGCAAAGAUUCGAAAUGUGUUUAUUCCGAUCAAGACCUCACACGUUUCAUGGAGCAUGGAUCACUCUUCUUCACUAACGGCAACUAUGCUGAAGCUGCUUAUUGCUUCAGGGAUGCUCGGGAAGCCAGUCUGUGUGGAGCCACUAGCUCCUCAGGCUAUGUUCCUGAUCAUGGUAAAAGGCGAGAACUAAAUCUUGCAUGGUCACUCAUGGAAUAUCAACAAGGGAAAGCAAACAUACUGUCUGCCCUGGGGGAGACUCAAUCCCUCGAUACUUCCGUAGGAGACAACGGGCUGUUAUUAGCAAAGGAGAUUUGUGACGCUAUAUCUGUAGGAACAAAGGGCAUUGACUUACAUGAAUGA
Dovyalis caffra is the source of this 579-nucleotide messenger RNA. The record is from the annotation of a GenBank genome assembly. Lineage: Eukaryota; Viridiplantae; Streptophyta; Magnoliopsida; Malpighiales; Salicaceae.